AUGAAAAUCACUGCAGUCACUAAACUGAAAUGACAUGUCGGAUUUCAACGACUCUCUGAUUGACGUGUCCAGCGACAGCUUCUGGGAGGUGGGAAACUACAAGCGUUCAGUGAAGCGAGUGGACGAUGGGAACCGCCUGUGUAAUGACCUGAUGAGCUGCCUACACGAGCGCGCACGCAUCGAGAAGAGCUACAGCACACAGCUCACCGACUGGGCCAAACGCUGGAGACAGACCAUAGAGAAAGGCCCUCAGUAUGGGACGCUGGAGCGGGCGUGGUGCGCUCUGAUGACCGAGGCCGAGAAGGUGAGCGAUCUGCACAUGGAGGUGAAGGCCGCUCUGAUGGCGGAGGACUUCGAGAAGAUCAAGAACUGGCAGAAGGACGCCUACCACAAACAGAUGAUCGGGGGCUUCAAGGAGACCAAAGAAGCGGAGGACGGCUUUCGCAAGGCUCAGAAACCCUGGGCCAAGAAGCUGAAGGAGAUGGAGACCAUGAAGAAGGCGUACCACACGGCCUGUAAAGAGGAGAAAACAGCCACCAGCAGAGAGAACUCCAGCAAACUGGACAACAGCAACCCCGAGGCCCAGAAGAAGCUGCAGGAGAAGGUGGAGAAGUGCCAGCAGGAGGUGCAGAAGACGAAGGAGCGCUACGAGAAGUCUCUGGAGGAUCUGGACAAGGUGACGCCGCAGUACAUGGAGAACAUGGAGCAGGUGUUUGAGCAGUGGCAGCAGUUUGAGGGAAAGAGACUGAGCUUCUUCAAGGAGCUCCUGCUGGAGGUCAAGCAGCACCUCGACCUCUCCUCCAAUCACAAAUACACCACCGUCUACCACACGCUACAGGACACUAUCCAGGGAGCAGACGCACAGGAGGACCUCAAGUGGUUCCGCUCAAACCACGGGCCCGGCAUGACCAUGAACUGGCCCCAAUUUGAGGAAUGGUCCAUGGACUUGAACCGGACCCUCAGCCGCCGGGAAACGAAGCGCAGACCUGCUGAUGGAGUGACCCUGACAGCGAUCAGUCACACUGCUGAGCAGAGCUCCAGAGUCAGCAGCGUGCCUGCGGUCAGUAGUUCAGAAGCAGCAUGCUUAAACCCGUUUGAUGAUGAUGAUGAUGAUGAUGAAGAUGAGGAUGACGAGCCGGCGGUCACACACACCCACAGCAGCCCGGUCAAACAGGAGGAGGCUGUAGCUGUAGCACAAACUAGUGCUGCUGCAGUAGAGAAGGCUCCUGCUCCCACUCCCGCUCCCGCUGCUGCUGCUGAUGAUGAUGAUGAAGAGUCAGGAAACCCCUUCUCCUCCUCGUCAGCCAAUGGGAACCCGUUUGAGGAGGAGCCGUCCACUGAGAUGUGUGUGCCGGUGCGCGCUGUCUAUGACUAUGAGGGACAGGAGCAGGACGAGCUCAGCUUCAAAGCAGGAGAUGAGCUGGUGAAGAUGAGUGAGGAGGACGAGCAGGGCUGGUGUAAGGGGCGUCUGAGCGACGGCACUGUUGGUCUGUAUCCUGCUAACUAUGUGGAGGAUCUGCAGUGAGCCACACACACACACACACACACUCCGGCGCGCUCGCUGUCCCACCGCGCUGGUCUGAUGCUCACCGCAGAUUUUACAGAUGAUUUUAUCCCCGAGUGUAAAGAUGCCAUGAUUUUACCAGAGCUCUGAGACUGCUGUAGCGUUACUACACUCCUGUGUGUGUGUGUGUUUGUGUGUGUGUGUGUGUGUGUGCGUGUGUGUGUGUGUGUGUGUGUGUGUGUGUGUGUGUGUGUGUGUGUGCGUGUGCGUGUGUGUGUGUCUGAGAUUAUGCUGUAGCUUUACUACACCUCUGUAGAAACUCCACCUGCACUGCUGGAUUCACACACUCUCUACUGAUGUAGAGAGGUGUGUGUGUGUGUGUGUGUGUGUGUGUGUGUGUGUGUGUGUGUGUGUGUGUGUGUGUGUGUGUGUGUGA
Molecule: messenger RNA, 1940 nt
Organism: Danio aesculapii
Lineage: Eukaryota; Metazoa; Chordata; Actinopteri; Cypriniformes; Danionidae
Gene: pacsin2
Product: protein kinase C and casein kinase substrate in neurons 2
Exons: 11
Coding region: 35-1525 (496 amino acids)
Biological process (GO): plasma membrane tubulation; regulation of endocytosis; cytoskeleton organization
Cellular component (GO): endosome; cytoplasm; plasma membrane
Molecular function (GO): protein binding; phospholipid binding
Source: RefSeq, a predicted model, not a curated record